This is a messenger RNA of Dimorphilus gyrociliatus, 1197 nucleotides long. The record is from the annotation of a GenBank genome assembly. NCBI's taxonomy places the organism in Eukaryota, Metazoa, Annelida, Polychaeta, Dinophilidae.
AAGAAAAAGUGUAAAAUAUUCGUAAAUAUACCAUUUUUCUUGUCAGUAUAUAAAUAUUACUAAUAUUUAUAAUAUAAGGAAAUAAUGUCAUAUUUACAAAGGUUUAAAGCUUGUCUAGUUUUAAGUGGAGUCGGUGAUGCAAUGGGAUACUAUAAUGGGAAGUUCGAGUUUGAAAAAUCAGGAAGUAGGAUACAUUCUAAAGUGAAUAAGUUAGGCGGAUUAGAGAAUUUACAAAUCAAAUUACCAAGUUGGAUGGUAAGCGAUGAUACCGUUAUGCAUAUAGCAACUGCAAAAGCUCUUAUCGGGAAUAAAGAUAUAACACCUUCUGAAAAGCUUUACUUAAAACUUGUUGAAGAAUAUGCAAACUGUAUGUCAGAUAUGAAUGGCAGAGCUCCUGGAAAUACUUGCAUGAGUGCAUUGGUUUAUUUGCAAUCUCAUAAAGGUUCUGGUUAUAAAAUUCCAUUUAAUCAGAGAGGAGCUGGAUGUGGCGCCGCUAUGAGAUCAAUGUGCCUAGGAUUAGUUUACCAGAAGCCAGAACAACUAGAUGAUCUAAUUAAAGUUUCAAUAGAAGCUGGUCGAAUAACUCAUAAUCAUCCCAUAGGAUACCUAGGAUCUUUGGUAUCAGCUUUAUUUACUGCUUAUGCCAUUAAUGGUAAAGUAUAUUCAAUUGAAAUGAUAAGAUAUAAAACAGAAAUUUUAGAUGUUCCAAUAAAAUCAUGGGGUCAUAAUUUGUUGAAAGUCUUACCUAUGGCACUUGAAUAUGUUAAAAGUGAAGGAAGAGAUGUCGAAGAAAAUACUCAAAAAUGGCAUUCUUUCGAAGAUUCCUGGAGAAGUUAUUUGAAAACUCGUCAAAUAUUGGAUGGUGAAAAUGAACCUGUAUUUCCAAACAAUUAUGAUGUCGAUGAAAGGGAUGAGUUUUAUACCUCCCUAAGUAUUUCUGGUUGGGCCGGUAGCUGUGGUCAUGAUGCACCUAUGAUUGCAUACGAUGCCCUACUAAAAUCAAAAGAUAACUGGCUUGAACUCUGCUUAUCUGGAGUUUUACACGGCGGGGAUAACGAUAGCACGGGAGCUAUAGCGGGUGCCUGGUACGGGGCUCUCUACGCCUACAAAGACGUGCCCAAAAACCAUUACAAGAAUUUAGAAUAUCGCGACGUAUUGAAAAGCUUGGCCACAAGUCUUUAUAAAUUACAAAACUAG